Macadamia integrifolia is the source of this 1133-nucleotide messenger RNA. RefSeq names its product cytochrome P450 97B2, chloroplastic-like. The transcript is spliced from 5 exons. Gene Ontology annotation, molecular function: heme binding; iron ion binding; oxidoreductase activity, acting on paired donors, with incorporation or reduction of molecular oxygen. The record is from RefSeq and is a predicted model, not a curated record. The coding region runs from base 127 to 537 and encodes 136 amino acids. NCBI's taxonomy places the organism in Eukaryota, Viridiplantae, Streptophyta, Magnoliopsida, Proteales, Proteaceae.
AGGAUCUUUCUUAAUUUCUUUUUCCCUAUUCAAGUUGUGUGAACUUUUUUUCUACUUUAUUUUUUAUUUGAAUAUGUUGAGGAUCAUUGUGGACGGAGCCCUUCAUGCCCAUGUAACACUUCUCAGAUGCAAAAACAAUCGGCUUGGAUGAAGAGCCUUCAGAUCAGAUGCCAAUCAACUAGUACCAAAGAAAAGAAACCGAGAAGAAAUUUAUUUGACAAUGCGAGCAACCUUCUUACUAAUCUGUUAAGUGGAGGAAGUCUAGGAACGAUGCCAGUGGCUGAAGGCUCUGUAUCUGAUCUGUUUAGCCGGCCUUUUUUCUUCUCACUUUACAAUUGGUUCCUGGAGCAUGGUGCAGUUUACAAACUUGCUUUUGGACCAAAGUCAUUUGUUGUUGUAUCAGACCCCAUUGUUGCAAGACAUAUUUUACGUGAAAAUGCAUUUUCAUAUGACAAGGAGACAGAUGUUGAGAAGCUACAACAAAGAGACUACUUGAAUCUGAAGUCUUGCAGGAUGCAAGUCUUCUGCGUUUCCUAGUCGAUAUGCGGGGAGCUGAUGUUGAUGAUCGUCAGGUAAAUAUAUGCCCUGUAAUGUUCAUGUUUGUUGUGAUAUUUUGAACAAGGAGUUUUAGGUUUAGAAUGUUCCAGUGACAGACCUCCAUUUAGGCCUAUGAUUGGCACAUCUGACUUUUGAAUAGGGCCUUUCCUAAAAGUUGACUUGAUGUAUGCCUUUAGGCUUUACCCCUACCCCCCCUCUCUCUCUCUCUCUCUCUGUUAAUUCCCCCUGGUGGGGUCUGUCAAAUGAUUUGCAUAGCCUGGUUUCCAUGCCCAGUUGGUGGUUAGUGGGACUGGAGAAGCUGGAAUAUUGUUCUACAAAUGUCCUCAUCCAAGUCUUCCUCUUUAAGCAUUUCUGAAUUAUCUUAGAUUAUUAUUGAAAUUUUGAUUCAUAUUUCCACGGCUAAAGGGUGGUUCUCUCUUAUAAUCGGUUAUUUGAUGUCUCUUCAGUCCGGCUAUGAUGAAUAUGGAUCUUGGACGUGACUUCCGACUUCUGGCCUAACCCAAUCCUUAACUAAUUGGGAAACCUAAACUGGCUAGAAGACUAAAAUAGCAAAGAAGAUAGACUCAAAACAGGAC